GAGUGCCCAAAGGAAGGACUGAGAGCACGUAGGGAGAAAUGCCAUCUGAAAACAUGAUGACAACACAGAAAAACACAGAAUUAGGGUGUAGUUCCCUCACGAUUCUCGGAUGUGGUUCGUGGCUUCCAUUUAUUUCUGCAGCACUUCCUCUUCCUCCCCCCGUGAGCCCCAGGCUCAAGUCAGACCGAUGGAGAGAGCAGCACGGAGCAACCAGACAGCGCGUCCCGCUCCCGGGCAGCCCAGCUCAGAGCCCUCAGCACCCCCUGGACCGCACUGACAUGAUUGCCCCCCGCCUCGUGAUCUUCCUCACCACCGUGCAUCUCGUGCCCUGCCAGAUGGUCUCCAAGGAAGCCGCAGUCCCUGCCCCGACCCUCUGGGUGCUGCAGGGACAGAAGGAAUAUUUCUUCGGAGAUGUUGUCACGCUGGUGUGCACCACUCCCCGCAACAUCACUGGGAGGCUGAUGUACCAAAUUUUUGGCGACGGUGGCUGGGCAAAUUCAGGAUUUAGCUCGACGAAUAACUACACGUUUGAGUUCGUCCUCUCCCGAAUGCAAAACAGGGGGCCACAUCUCUGCAGAUAUUCCAUCGGGCAAGGUCCGAAGCAGCUCACAUCCCCAACCAGUGCAGAACUGGUGAUCAAGAUUGGAGACCACCCUCCCCAGCCCCUGCUGAUGGUGGAGUCCCCGCAGGGAGAGGUGAUGGCAGGAGAACUCCUAAGCAUCAUCUGUAAGGCCCCUGGAAAUGUCACCAUACGGAGGUUUCACUUCUACAGGGAUGGCCAAGAGGUCCUCCCUGUGGCAGAAGGCUCCGAGGACAAUGCAGCAGAUCAUGGGGGCAGUUUAAGGACUUCCAUGGUCCUGCAAUUCCCACGUGCUGGUCCCCAACACAAUGGAAACUUUACCUGCAAGUAUGAGGAAAAAAAGCCUGAGAGGUGGAUCCCCUCCUUCACAAGCCAAGCCGUGUCUAUCAGUGUAAAUCCCCCAAAGAAAGGCAAGAGCUGCUUCUUUCUUCUGCGGCUCCUGGUUGUGGGUGGCUGCUUCCUCACCAUCAACAGCCUCAUCCUCCUCUUCUUCUGGGCCCGGGGGAGAAGCAAAGAUGCUUCGUUUCUGUGUGGAGCCAGCCCUGCUGGGAUCUCCCAGCUGGAUGCCAGAUCCCCAUACACCCUUCAGGAGGAUAAUAAGUACGAGGAACACUAAGGAGAGGAAGGUGCUGUGAGCGAUUCCACCCCCUAAAGACUGCUCCCUGCUGAAGACAUCCCAAAAGACUGGUGUGCAGCCAAACGAGUGCUCAGCUGUGGGAAAAGAAAGCAAGAAUCGGUUCCUGGGAGGACGAAAGAAGUAGAAAAGGGACAUUUCACGUGGUAAAGGGGAGGGAGGAGACACCGACGUUGUUGGGAAGGGUGGUUGUGAAAGAGAAAAUGAAGGAAGACCAGGAAUAAAAAUGGAAAUUGUGAGAAAAAAAAAAAAAAGAGUGAUAAAGGGUGAGAAAAGAAAUGGAGAGAAAAAAUGAAAUGGAGUGAAAAAAUGAAAGCAUGGACAGAGGCUGAGACAGAGUGAGAGAGGGAUGGGGAAGAAAAGGGAUGCCAGGAGCAUCCAGGAGGGCACAACAGUGGGAAGAGCAGGUUGGAGAGGCGAAGGAGAAGAAAAAA
Messenger RNA from Anas platyrhynchos (mallard), 1648 nucleotides. RefSeq names its product alpha-1B-glycoprotein-like. Gene Ontology annotation, biological process: immune response-regulating signaling pathway. NCBI's taxonomy places the organism in Eukaryota, Metazoa, Chordata, Aves, Anseriformes, Anatidae. The record is from RefSeq and is a predicted model, not a curated record.